Ostertagia ostertagi is the source of this 1962-nucleotide messenger RNA. NCBI's taxonomy places the organism in Eukaryota, Metazoa, Nematoda, Chromadorea, Rhabditida, Trichostrongylidae. The record is from the annotation of a GenBank genome assembly.
AUGGAAGGAAUCGACCAAAGACUCACAGAGAUCGUCAUUCAUCAGAAGUUGGACGUGGAACUGCUGUUAGACUCCCAGAUCAAUGCCAUGGUGCAGCUGAAGAGAGCCGUAGAUGGACUGAUACGCGCAGACGAGAUGGAUGAAAUCAAAAUGGAUGAAGAAAAUUUCAAAGAAACUCAUGAGCCGGAAGAGGUGACAAACGCAAAAAGGAGACUUCAAGAACUAGAGUCCAUCGAGUUCAGAUCGUUUGGAAGGAAAACUUUACUAGUUCGAGAUGACCGUGACACACCGAAGUGUUCUUUAUGCUCCUCGGUCGGCGAACACGAUCCUGAUAUGUGUUACCGAUACAAGACAGUGGCGGAGCGAAAACGAAUAGUGGAAAACUCUGCGUUAUGCAAAAUAUGCCUGCAGCUAUGCCCGAGCACAUGUAUUUUGCCAUCAAUUUGUGAUUACUGUGGGAGCGGAGCUCACAAUAAAGCACUGUGCGAACUGCCCGAAGAAAAGUUUAACUGUUUGGAAAUCGUGCGCCGGCCAGAAACUGAACCACCUCUACGUCAAGCCGCUCAACGUACGACGACUGCAUCUACGGCCGUUACGGCAAACACGCCACAAUUCACCACCCACAUAACAAACAUUGAAAAACUACUAGAGUCCCUCAAGCAAGCACAGUCGGGAAUGGAAGAAUUGUUCAAGACCCUAGAAACACAACAGCAAAUUGCAGAAGAAAGUUCUUACGAAGAAUACAUGGAUGCCGCAGUUAUAACUACAAGCAACGCUGAGGAAGCGUUAAUAAAGCUAAGUGAAAAACAGACAGAAAUCAACACACGCUUACACAGAAACGGAGAACUGGAAGAACGCCGGCGAAACCUUCUGGCGGACAACACACUACAAACUCCUGGACAACGAACACCCAUGUCGCAUAUUUCUUCCCUACAAGCACAAGGGUUACUCCCCCGUUUACAAUUACCAAGAUUCUCAGGCAACAAGAGAGAAUGGGAUGCAUUCUGGGCCGUAUUUAAAGCAAAUAUCGAAGAUCAACCCAUACCACUCAUGAUGAAAUACAACUAUUUACUGCAAACCUUAACAGGAGAAGCUCGACAAGUGGCGAGCAGAUAUCAGAUAAGCGAAGACAACUAUCCCCUAGUCAUAGAAGCCUUGAAGCACAAGUACGGUCAGCGACAGCUCAAUUGUAGAGGAGCUCUUCGCCCAGUUAGAAAAACAGUCGCGAAAGGCCCCGCCACCGCCCAACAGAUCUCCUUGUUGGACCAAAUAUCCGCAAUAAUGGCACAAUUAGCCACCAAAGGGCAAGACACCAACCACAGGUUGCUCUUGAAUACAGUGUUAAAAAAGUUUGAAUCAGGCGUUCAGUUAAAAGCGCUAGAGAAACGUGAACAGCUAGAAACCACGUCCCUUUGGACAUGGCCAACACUGUACAACCAUCUUUCAAGCAUCCUUGAACUCAAGGAGAGAAUCGAACAAUCACAAAAAAACAUAGCAAAUAGAUCUAUGGCAGCAUCGCGGUUCAGUGGGAACACGAUGAAACGCUCACAACAACCGUGCAUAUAUUGCAAACGAACAAAUCACUCCUCAAAGGAUUGCAGAACAAUUCCCAUCACAGAACGAGUAUCGUUCUUGAACAGAAACAAAUUGUGUCUCAACUGCGCAAAGGCAAACCACAACGUAAGAGAAUGCAGAAGCCAAGGAUGUUUCAGGUGCGGUCAAAAACACCAUUCAACCACGCCUUGCCGGGACACACCAACAAUAAGACCUAGUACUACAAGGCCCAUACCUAGCUCACACUCCGAAACUGCAAGUCAUACCAACGCAUCAACAAGAACUGUAGCAAUGAGAAGCCAAAGACGAGACAUCCCGUCACAAGGGACACAAAACGUCAUCACACUUGACAACAAUCACUUUGAGGACAGUAGCCAAUCAAUUGAAGAAGAAACACAAAUAAAUCAA